Hyla sarda is the source of this 4604-nucleotide messenger RNA. RefSeq names its product BOC cell adhesion associated, oncogene regulated (gene BOC). The transcript is spliced from 19 exons. Gene Ontology annotation, cellular component: axon; plasma membrane. Gene Ontology annotation, molecular function: protein binding. The coding region runs from base 339 to 3578 and encodes 1079 amino acids. Gene Ontology annotation, biological process: cell-cell adhesion; axon guidance; nervous system development. Lineage: Eukaryota; Metazoa; Chordata; Amphibia; Anura; Hylidae. The record is from RefSeq and is a predicted model, not a curated record.
CCUUCCCCUCCCCCUCCUCUCCCCUCAGAGGGGAGGCUCCUAUCCUGCUAAAGAAGGGGAUUGUUUUAGGAGCCAGUCAUCCAAAAAAAAAGAGGCGAGAUCCCAUACACAGAGCAGAACCCAGAACAUGUUCACUGGGAACUUCCUCCAAACUUCCCUCUAACCCAAGGAGCUCCCCAAACCAAGGAGGGCAACAAACCCAAGGAGCUCCCCAAACCCUUUCAAUCUGCAGAACUCCUUGUAUCUAAAUGUAUCCAUAGAGGAUUGUUACAUUAAGGAUCCUGCUGCUUCCUCCUCCGGCGUCAGCGGCUGAGGUGGAGGGACGGGGAGCGCGGUGAAUGUGCUCAGUGUCCCAGACUGGAGUAUAUGGACUCAGAAUGAUACUACGGAUCACUGCGGUCACCGCCAUCUGCUGCUGCCUCCUGUCCGCAGUCUGCUGCCAGGACCCGUCUGUCCCAGUCCUGCAGUUCCUGGUCCAGCCCGUCUCUACAUUCCAGAAAUAUGGUGGAUCGGUCACUCUUAGCUGCGCGGUGGAACCGUCCAGUGCCGCCAUCUCUUGGAGGUUGAACGGAGAGGAGCUGGGAGGCGUCCCCGGGAUUUUGGUUUCUGGAGGAACCUUGGUGAUCACCGGCUUGAACAAUGAUACGGCGGGGAGAUAUCAGUGCAUCGCCCGCAGCGCGGCUGGAGCCAUGGCCAGCGUUCCGGCAAUUGUCACCCUAGCCAAUUUGCAGGAUUUUAAGUUUGACACUCAGCACGUCAUCGAGGUGGAUGAGGGGAACACGGCCGUCAUCGCCUGUAACCUACCCGAGAGCCACCCCAAGGCCCAAGUGCGAUACAGCGUCAAGCAGGAAUGGCUGGAGACCUCCAGAGAUAACUACCUCAUCAUGCCCUCCGGGAACCUGCAAAUAGUGAACGCUACGCAGGAAGAUGAGGGAACGUAUAAGUGUGCCGCCUACAACCCCGUGACUCAGGAGGUGAAGACGUCGGCUUCCAGUGAUCGGCUUCGCGUUCGCCGCUCCACGGCAGAGGCCGCCCGUAUCAUUUACCCACCGGUGGCACAAACCAUCAUUGUCACCAAAGGACAAAGCCUCAUCCUGGAGUGCGUGGCCGGUGGCAUGCCUCCUCCCAAAGUCUCUUGGUCGAAAGAUGGGGCCAAUGUCAGUGACCACAACAAGACACGAUUCUUGCUCACUAACCUCCUUAUAGAGGCCACGAGUGAGGAGGAUUCUGGGACAUACACCUGUACGGCCACCAAUGGAGCCGGGGAUGGAGGAUCAGCCUUCAUCUUCUAUAAUGUGCAAGUUUUCGAACCACCGGAAGUCAACAUGGAGAGCACCCAGCAGGUCGUCACUUGGGGUCAAAGUGCGAAGUUCACUUGCAACGUUAGGGGCAAUCCUCAACCUUCUGUGGUGUGGUUACGAAACGCGGUGCCCCUUCUACCCAGCUCCAGACACCGGAUCUCCAGGAGGAUACUUCGGGUGAACACUGUGGGUCCCGAGGAUGAUGGCAUCUACCAAUGUGUAGCCGAGAAUGAAGUUGGGAGUGCGCAGGCGUUAACCUUCCUAAUGACCGUAAGAACAGGGGCUUUUCCAAACCUGGCAGAGGAGAGAGACGUUCCUUCCCCAACAGCGCCCCCAAUCCCAGAUGACAAGCAGUUGCUCUUAAAGGCUCAGCUGAAACCAAGACCCCCCACCCCAGGAUUACCUGCCCCAUGUCCACCCGACAAGGCCGGUGUCCUCCAGCCUGAGGCUCCCAUAAUCCUCAGCUCUCCCAGGACCUCAAAGACCGAUUACUAUGAACUAACCUGGAAACCAAGACACAGCGGCGGAGCCCCGAUCCUCUUCUAUACAGUCAAACACCGCAAGCAGGUGGUGAACACAACAGAUGACUGGAUGGUGUCACGUGUUCCGGGAACACAGCAUCGGUUAAUACUCACCAAACUGGACCCCGGCAGCUUGUAUGAAGUGGAGAUGGCCGCAUAUAACUGUGUUGGGGAAGGACAGACGGCCAUGAUGACCUUCCGGACAGGACGACGUCCAAAACCAGAAAUCAUCGCCAGUAAGGAGGUCCAAAUCCAGAAGGACGACCCCGGGACGAGCACCGUGAGCACCAUCCAGUCCGACAACAACCGGCUAUCCCCUCCGGAAGCUCCGGACCGACCCACCAUCUCCACGGCUUCAGAGACGUCGGUGUUUGUGACGUGGAUCCCAAGGGGUAAUGGCGGAUUCCCUAUCCAGUCUUUCCGUGUAGAGUACAAAAAGCUGAAGCAGCCUGGAGACUGGAUUCUGGCCACCAGCGACAUCCCACCGUCCCGACUGUCCGUGGAGAUAACGGAGCUCGAGAAAGGAACCUCCUACAGAUUCCGGGUGAGAGCCCUGAACAUCUUAGGAGAAAGUCAACCCAGCGCCGCCUCCAGACCUUACAUGGUGUCGGGAUACAGCAACCGCAACUAUGAGCGUCCGGUCGCAGGACCCUAUAUCACCUUCACCGAAGCCCUCAACGAGACCACCAUUAUGCUGAAAUGGAUGUACACCCCAGCGAGUAACAACAACACUCCCAUCCACGGCUUCUACAUCUACUACCGGCCCACGGACAGCGACAACGACAGCGAUUACAAGAAAGACAUGGUGGAAGGUGACCGGUACUGGCACUCCAUCACCGAUCUUCAGCCCGAGACCUCCUACGAUAUUAAGAUGCAAUGUUAUAACAAGGGUGGGGAGAGCGAGUUCAGUAACGUCAUGAUCUGCGAAACCAAAGCUCGAAAGUCUUCUCAGUCAGAUCGCCGACCCCUGCCCAUUGUGCCAUCACCGAAACCACCGCCUAACAGAAACGGGGCUCCGGGCACGGCCACAGUUGCCAGAUCCAGUGACCUGCCGUACCUGAUAGUCGGCGUGGUUCUGGGAUCCAUCGUUCUCCUGAUAGUUGCUUUUACCCCUAUCUGCCUAUGGAGGGCGCUGUCCAAGCAGAAGCAAACAACAGACGUGACAUUUCCCAGUACAGGAAUCCUCAACCCCUCCUCCUGUCAGUACACCAUGGUGCCACUCCGCGGGGCCCCGGCCAUCAGCACCAUUCCUUACUCUAAUGGGUCUGUGGUCAAUGGCAACUGCCCGUCUGCUAAAGUGUUAUAUCCCGGAGAGAAGGAAAGAGAAUACUGCUCCGAGACCCUGCACAAGGAUGAGGCCAGUACAUUGCUGGAGAAUGACAGCCGAGCCCUGGAGCACACGGACCGCCACCCCGAAGAGUUGUAUGAACGGCAGAGCAGCGAGGUGACCAUACUGUGCGACCUGUGUGACCAGGAGGAUCUCCAGAGAUCUCAUUCCUAUAUGGACAUCUCCCCCUCCGAAGAACCGGCAGCACCGCCAAUACCGGACCCCAACCAGACCUUCCCCAUCCUGGCUGUGCCCAGCGAACACUUGAUAUGCCAAGAUUGCGCCUUCUUCCUGCCCCCGGUGGAGACGACAGAGAGUCUGGUGAUGCCGAAUUCGCUCUCGGACCCCCAAAUCCAUCGUUCCCCCAUACAGACUAAGGAUACGGAGAGUUGUCCCUGCCCUGACACAUCCCAGGGACCGACCACCUAAUGGGCCGAGGACUGAAUAAUGGACUAUAUAUGGGAUGACGGAGCCGAAAUACAUAAUUCUACUGAGAUUCCCAACACCAUGUUAACUUGGAGCCCCCAAUGAUCUUCUUCUAGCCAGUAGGGGGCAUCAGUUCCAUCAUGUGGUUUUCAGUCUCUACGGAAGUGUUUCUCAACAGCUGGAGGCACACUGGUGGGGAAACGCUGGAAUUAGAUGUGUAUAGGAAGCUGAACACUUUGAUUUUAUAGCAUUCAGCUUCCCUGAUCAUACAUUGUGUAUUAUAGUGUUUUCCAACCAGACUGCCUCCAGCUGUUGCAAAACUACAACUCCCAGCGAGUUGUAGUUUUGCAACAGCUGGAGGCACACUCAUUUGGAAGCACUGCUCUAGAGCCCUUUUACCAUGUCUUUGAGCUCAGCUCCUAUGAUGCUUCACUUUUUUUUGCAACAGCUGGAGGCACACUGGUUGGGAAACACUGGUAUUAGAUGUGUGUAGGAAGCUGAACACUAAGCAUUCAGCUUCCCUGAUCAUAUAUUGUGUUUUAUAGCAUUUUCCAACCAGUCUGUCUCCAGCUAUAUGGUACCCAGCAUGGCCGCCCCCCCUCAGUAACAUUAUGUCUCACAGCUCGGUCACCCCCUCCCUCUCCCCAAAUAAGAAGAGAAAUAAAUGGAGUCUAUUUUUAUACUAUAGAUAUUUAUAUAUUUAUGCUCUUUGUAUAUAGAUUUAUUUUCUUUAUAAGGAAAGAUUUUGUAUGGUCAUAAUCCCACGACCGCCGUAUCCCACAAUUCCACAGGACAGUAGAUUGGAGUCGACAUUCCCCCCAAAUCUAAUAAACGUAUAGCUUUGCGCUAGCAUGUACACCCCCUGGUGAGGUGCGAGGCACAGUGUGCGCCGCUAAGGAUAAAACCCACGGCUGCAGGAUCACAGUGUGCGCCUCCGCCAUAUGUAUACCUUGCCUUUGAUGCAAUAUGAGACAUCUUACUGCUUUCAGUAUCGUUGUAAGAAAUCCCAUGUGAAAAUAAAUAUGUAUU